Sceloporus undulatus (fence lizard) is the source of this 3093-nucleotide messenger RNA. RefSeq names its product BR serine/threonine kinase 1 (gene BRSK1). NCBI's taxonomy places the organism in Eukaryota, Metazoa, Chordata, Lepidosauria, Squamata, Phrynosomatidae. Gene Ontology annotation, biological process: protein phosphorylation; intracellular signal transduction; microtubule cytoskeleton organization. The coding region runs from base 440 to 2707 and encodes 755 amino acids. Gene Ontology annotation, cellular component: cytoplasm. The transcript is spliced from 20 exons. The record is from RefSeq and is a predicted model, not a curated record. Gene Ontology annotation, molecular function: ATP binding; protein serine/threonine kinase activity; tau-protein kinase activity.
GAUGUAAGGGGAGAGCUGGAGAGAUCCCUUCAGAUUGCAGUGAGAGGGGAGGCAAAGGACCAGAGUACAAGAGCAUCUUCCCUCACAGCAGCAUCCUUCAUCCUUAGCAGCAUCAGCAUCACUAACAGCAGCAGCAGCAGCAGCAGCCUUGGCUGGACCAGCUGGAUGAUGCUGGUACCUGGACUGUAACAUCCUCCUUCUUCUCCCUCCUCCUUUCCCUCCUCCUUCUCCAUCCCUCCCUCCCUCCUUUCCGGAUGCCCAGAGCAUCCCCCUCCUGUUAAAUCUGCCAGGAUGCUGGCCCCUGUAUUGUCCCUAUAGGGGGAUAUCAAGGAGGCCUUUCUUGCCUCUCCCCACCCUCCUCCCCUCCCCAACCUCCCCACCCCCACCCCAGCCCCCUCUUGUUUCCUCUGGUUGCUCAGAAGGGUGACAGACAAAAGCUAUGUCCGGUGGCAAAGAAGCAGGUGGGGUCCAUCCCUACCAACCUCAACAGAGCCAACAGCAUGCUCAGUACGUGGGGCCCUACAGGCUGGAAAAAACCCUAGGCAAAGGGCAGACCGGUCUGGUGAAGCUGGGUGUGCACUGCAUCACAGGGCAGAAAGUUGCAAUAAAGAUUGUGAACCGGGAAAAGCUUUCUGAGUCAGUACUGAUGAAGGUGGAACGGGAAAUUGCCAUUCUGAAGCUGAUUGAACAUCCCCAUGUACUGAAACUCCAUGAUGUCUACGAGAACAAAAAAUAUUUAUACUUGGUUUUGGAACAUGUCUCAGGAGGAGAACUCUUUGACUACCUAGUGAAGAAGGGACGGCUCACACCCAAAGAAGCUAGAAAGUUUUUCCGGCAAAUUGUCUCAGCUUUGGACUUCUGUCACAGUUAUUCUAUAUGCCACCGAGACUUGAAACCAGAAAAUUUAUUGCUGGAUGAGAAGAACAACAUCCGGAUUGCAGAUUUCGGCAUGGCCUCCCUGCAGGUCGGAGAUAGCCUGCUGGAAACAAGUUGUGGUUCUCCUCACUAUGCAUGUCCUGAGGUGAUCAAGGGUGAGAAGUAUGAUGGACGUCGAGCUGACAUGUGGAGUUGUGGAGUCAUCCUCUUUGCCCUGCUGGUGGGGGCCCUACCCUUUGAUGACGACAACCUACGACAGCUUUUGGAAAAAGUGAAACGUGGGAUCUUCCACAUGCCUCACUUCAUCCCACCUGAUUGUCAGAACCUCUUGCGGGGCAUGAUCGAGGUGGAGCCUGAGAAGCGGCUCAGUCUGGAACAGAUUCAGAAACAUCCGUGGUUCUUGGGAGGUAAGAACGAACCCGAACCAGAGCAGCCAAUUCCUCGUAAGGUGGCAAUCCGGCGGAUUCAGUCAGUCAGUGAGCUAGAUCCUGAUGUACUUGAGAGCAUGCAUUCGCUGGGCUGUUUCCGUGACAAGAACAAGCUGAAGCAGGAGCUGCAGAAUGAGGGGGAAAACCAGGAGAAAAUGAUCUACUACCUUCUGUUGGAUCGCAAGGAGCGGUAUCCCAGCUGUGAGGAUGAGGACCUGCCUCCACGCAAUGAUGUUGACCCACCACGGAAGCGAGUUGACUCACCCAUGCUGAACCGACAUGGGAAGCGCCGACCUGAGCGGAAGUCCAUGGAAGUUUUGAGUGUCACAGAUGGUGGUUCCCCAGUCCCUGCCCGAAGAGCUAUAGAGAUGGCACAACAUAGCCAGAGGUCUCGAUCUGUGAGCGGUGCCUCUACUGGCUUAUCGUCUAGUCCCCUCAGUAGCCCCAGGAGCCCCAUCUUCAGCUUCUCUCUCCCUUCGCCUCCCUCUGCCCCUGCGAAGACUCAGACGCUUCCAGCCAAGGGAAGCCCGGCGGGGGAGCAACCCCCACCCAAAUCUGUGCUGCAGGUCACUCCCCACCCCUCCCCUCGGGGAAGCCCCCUCCCCACUCCGCUCGGCACCCCGGUGCACACGCCCAAAGAGAGCCCCAGCGGCACUCCCGGUGGGACGCCACCAAGCAGCCCUGGCGUGGCUGGUGUGGCCUGGAAAACCCGCCUGAACUCAAUCAAGAACAGCUUCCUUGGCUCCCCACGCUUUCACCGCCGGAAACUGCAAGUUCCUACACCAGAAGAAAUGUCCAGUCUUACUCCUGAAUCAUCCCCUGAGCUAGCCAAGAAAUCCUGGUUUGGGAAUUUUAUCAACCUGGACAAAGAGGAACAAAUUUUUGUGGUCAUCAAAGACAAACCCCUGAGCUCCAUUAAGGCUGAUAUUGUACAUGCCUUCCUCUCAAUCCCCAGCCUGAGUCACAGUGUUGUAUCCCAAACAAGCUUCCGGGCCGAAUAUAAGUCGUCAGGCGGCCCUUCCGUCUUCCAGAAACCUGUCAAGUUCCAAGUUGACAUCAGCUACUCCGAGGGUGGGGAGGCGCACAAGGACAGCGGGAUCUACUCAGUCACCUUCACCCUCAUCUCAGGUCCCAGCCGCCGGUUUAAACGGGUUGUGGAAACGAUUCAGGCGCAACUGCUCAGCACACAUGACCAGCCAUCUGUGCAAGCCCUCGCAGAUGAGAAGAAUGGGCAGCAGCCCCGUAUGCCAGGCACCCCAACCCGCAGCUGCCAACCAUCUCGGCGCUCUGAAUCUGACGUCUCGUCUGAACACCAUCGACGUGGCUCCAAGGACAAGAAGCUUGUCUCGUCCAAUGGGACUCAAGUCCAGCAACCACCACCCCCGUCCCCACAGCAGCCAUGACGUACGGCUCAGCGGGGCAGUGGAAGAGCAGCCAGGGGGAAAAGCAGCCGAAGGAAGCCAACCCCACCCCCCUGGAAAUAGCUGCACAGCUGCCCCAGAUGGACAGAAGCAACCAGUGAACCAUACGGAUGGGUAAAGGCCCCACCGGAGAUGCACAGGGGCAGGGUGGCGGGUGGGGAUUGGUUUGAAUUUUGACAACCCCAUCUCACCCCUGGACCAGAAAGUUGCCAUCUUGGGAGCAGCCCAUACUGUGAACUUGUAAAUAGUUAACAACAACAACAACAACAACCAGAAAACAAAAACAGAUCCACAGAAGAACAGAAGGGGGGAAAGAACAUAAACUGUAAACAAAAACAAAGGAAAAUGGCAGACUGAAAAAAAAAACC